Cantharellus anzutake is the source of this 1281-nucleotide messenger RNA. Its product is annotated as isocitrate dehydrogenase. Gene Ontology annotation, molecular function: magnesium ion binding; isocitrate dehydrogenase (NADP+) activity; NAD binding. Lineage: Eukaryota; Fungi; Basidiomycota; Agaricomycetes; Cantharellales; Hydnaceae. The record is from RefSeq and is a predicted model, not a curated record. The transcript has 15 exons. The coding region runs from base 1 to 1281 and encodes 426 amino acids. Gene Ontology annotation, biological process: isocitrate metabolic process. Gene Ontology annotation, cellular component: mitochondrion.
AUGUCUUCAGGAUCACGAAUAGACAACCAAAUUAUCGUCAGGAAUCCCAUCGUUGAGCUCGAUGGUGAUGAGAUGACACGUAUUAUCUGGAAGAAGAUAAAAGAGGAGCUCAUCUUGCCCUAUCUCAAAAUUGACCUUAAAUACUACGAUCUCGGAAUAGAGUACCGGGAUGAGACUAAUGACCAAGUCACCAUUGAAGCCGCCGAGGCAAUCAAAAAAUACAGGGUUGGCGUAAAAUGUGCGACAAUCACCCCGGAUGAAGCUCGCGUGAAAGAAUUCAAUCUCAAGCAAAUGUGGAAGUCACCGAAUGGGACUAUUCGGAACAUUCUAGGGGGCACAGUCUUCCGUGAGCCUAUUAUCCUAGAAAAGAUACCAAAACCAGUCCCGGGCUGGAUAAAGCCUAUCGUUAUUGGACGUCACGCAUAUGGCGACCAGUACCGAUCCACGGACUUCGUCGCACCAGGCCCAGGGGAAUUGCAGCUAGUGUACACGCCGGCAGAUGGAAGUGAGAAGCAAGUCUUGAACGUAUUCAACUUCCAAGGGCCUGGUGUCGCGAUGGCUAUGUACAACACGGACGAGUCGAUUCGUGGAUUCGCCCAUGCUUCGUUCAAGAUGGCCCUUUCGAAGAAUCUUCCGAUGUACUUGAGCACUAAGAACACCAUCAUGAAAAAGUAUGAUGGCCGGUUCAAGGACAUCUUUGAGGAAAUUUACGAUACCACUUACAAACCUGCCUUUGAGAAGCGUGGUUUAUGGUAUGAACAUCGUUUGAUUGAUGACAUGGUUGCCCAGGUUAUCAAGGGCGAGGGAGGAUUUGUUUGGGCCACAAAAAACUACGAUGGGGAUGUUCAGUCCGACGUUCUUGCUCAGGGUUUCGGAAGCCUAGGCAUGAUGACUAGUGAACUCCUCACACCUGACGGAAAGAUCAUUGAAUCUGAAGCUGCUCACGGGACUGUUACUCGUCAUUAUCGUGAACACCAAAAGGGCAAAGAGACCAGCACAAACCCUGUCGCUUCGAUCUAUGCUUGGACGCGUGGUCUCAUCUUCCGUGCCAAACUCGACAACAACACUGAACUUGGCCAGUUUGCACGAGCGCUUGAGGCUUCUUGUGUAGAAGUCAUCGAUAAGGAUGGGAUCAUGACGAAGGAUUUGGCCCUGGCUAUUCACGGGAAGAACAUGAAGCGUGAACACUGGGUCACUACCUCAGUGUACAUGGAUGCUGUCAAGGCAAAGCUCGAUGUCAAAUUGACAGAGUCAAGACAAUCGAGACUACUGAAAUUGUAG